AUGGCCCCAUACAUCCCCUACCGCCUUGACGGAAAAGUCGCCCUCGUCACCGGCUCAGGCCGUGGUAUCGGCGCCGCCAUGGCGGUCGAACUCGGCCGCUGCGGCGCCAAAGUCGCCAUCAACUACGCCAAUUCGCGGGAAUCGGCCGAGAAAGUCGUCGAUGAGAUCAAGGGCCUGGGGUCCGACGCGGCGGCCUUCCAAGCCGACGUCAGACAGGUCGCACAGACGACCAAGCUGAUGGAUGAUGUGGUGAAGCAUUUCGGCGGCCUCGAUAUCGUGUGCAGCAAUUCAGGAGUCGUGAGUUUUGGCCAUUUUGGCGAUGUGACCGAGGAGGAGUUCGACCGCGUCUUCAGCAUCAACACGCGCGGCCAGUUCUUUGUCGCGCGUGAGGCCUACCGCCACCUCAACGAGGGUGGCCGUAUCAUCCUCAUGUCAUCCAAUACGGCCAAGGACUUCAGUGUGCCGAGGCACUCGCUGUACUCGGGCUCCAAGGGCGCCAUCGAGUCGUUCGUGCGCGUCAUGUCCAAGGACGCUGGGCAGAAGAAGAUCACGGUGAAUGCGGUUGCGCCAGGCGGCACGGUCACGGACAUGUUCCAUGAAGUCUCGCAGCAUUACAUCCCGAAUGGUGAGAAGUAUACCGCGGAAGAACGACAGCAGAUGGCGGCGCAUGCUUCGCCCUUAACUCGGAACGGGUACCCGGUGGAUAUCGCGCGCGUUGUUUGCUUCUUGGCCAGCAAGGAGGCUGAAUGGGUUAAUGGCAAGAUCAUAACCAUCGACGGCGGUGCGGCCUAA
Messenger RNA from Endocarpon pusillum Z07020, 792 nucleotides. RefSeq names its product Versicolorin reductase. The record is from RefSeq and is a predicted model, not a curated record. Bases 1 to 792 code for a protein of 263 amino acids. NCBI's taxonomy places the organism in Eukaryota, Fungi, Ascomycota, Eurotiomycetes, Verrucariales, Verrucariaceae. The transcript has 3 exons. Gene Ontology annotation, molecular function: oxidoreductase activity.